AUGGCCUGCACUGCGACUGGACUAGAAUUUCCGUACAGGAUGUGCCCAACUGUUGACUCGACGCGGGCCAUGGACUACCACUGGUUGUUGUGGCGUUACAUGGGUCUUAAUCCGCCAAACUUGGAUGAUGGGUUACUGAUGCGAUUGUACAAUGUGCACAGGAUUGUUUGGAAUUUCCUAUUCGCCGUCUGCUUUCCACUGACAAUACUCAUAAAUUGUUUUGUGUCCGAAUCCUUCAUGGAGCUCUGCGAGAAUCUCUUUGUGGCCCUGCCAGACUCAUUUGCAAUUAUCAAAUACGCCAACUUGUGGCGGGUGCGUGGCCAAUUAAAGCAGGUGCAUCAAAUCCUGCGUCGACUGGACGGUCGUCUGCAUACGUUGGAGGAGCAGGCAAUCAUUUUGAGCGCCGAACGUCAGUGUAAGCGAAUCUUCAAGGCGGUAAUAAUUCUAUUUACUGAAAUACUUUUCAAUGCGGGAUUGGUCGUUUAUUGGUCGCCCACCCGUCAAUUGCUAUUUCCGUCCUGGUUCCCCUGGAACUGGUGGGAGACUCGGCAGCGUUUUAUGGCAACUCUGCUGCUCCAGUUGGUGGGCCUCUUGAUGCACGCCCUGAUUGUGGCGGGCAAUGAUACGAAUCCGCAGGCAUAUCUCACUAUGGUGGCCGCACACAUCAAAGCCCUCUCCAUGCGUAUCAGUAGCUUGGGGCAUGAAGUUGGCCAGAGCCAGGAGCAGGUCUAUCUUUCGCUGAGAGACUGUAUUGAGGAUCACAUAAUCAUUUUAGAAUUGAUGGAUACUCUGGAUAAAUCGCUUUCGCUGGCCUGUUUCUUUCAGUUCUUCUGCACGGCCAUGUCUCAGUGCGCCCUGGGUGUAUUCAUCUUCUAUAUCGACCUGAGUCCGUCUAAAACGGUGUUUCUCUUAUUUAUGUUUUUGGCCCUCACAAUGGAGACUUUGAUAAUUUGCUAUGCCGCCGAGUUGGUCUUCUACGAGGGCGAGCAGCUCACCAUCGCCAUUUACUCAUGCAAUUGGGUGGACCAGCAUCUGAAAUUUCGACGGGCAUUGCUUUUAAUGUUGCAGCGAUCCCAGAAAAUUAGGGUGGUUGUGGCGGCCAACUUUAUACCGGUACGAAUGGCUACCCUGUUGGCGGUGUUUAGGGGAGCCUAUUCGAUGUUUACACUGCUACGAAACGUAAACAUGAGGGAAUAA
Messenger RNA from Scaptodrosophila lebanonensis, 1197 nucleotides. Its product is annotated as putative odorant receptor 19b. The coding region runs from base 1 to 1197 and encodes 398 amino acids. The transcript has 3 exons. Gene Ontology annotation, molecular function: odorant binding; olfactory receptor activity. Gene Ontology annotation, biological process: detection of chemical stimulus involved in sensory perception of smell; sensory perception of smell. Lineage: Eukaryota; Metazoa; Arthropoda; Insecta; Diptera; Drosophilidae. The record is from RefSeq and is a predicted model, not a curated record. Gene Ontology annotation, cellular component: plasma membrane.